GACUAAUAAACUAGGAACUGAUUACCCCGGGGACUGAUUAUCACUGCCAGAAUAAACUCUGUCUACCUAGCUCCAAUCAGGGAAUCUAACUAAACAUCCCCUAAUCUACCCAUCUCUCUCUUAGGUGAUCCCUCCACUAUUUUGGAGAUUCUCAGAAACGAAUCAAUUCCAUCGAUCUGAACAGAUCAGUGAAUCCAACCAGACAAAAAGAUACAAACAUGGUAUAAGGGCUUGGAAAUUUAAACUAAGCGAACCCGAGCGGACACGACAGGACAGUUGCAGUCUAUGUCACUAGUAUGGCAGAUACUAUAAGUACAUCUUGUCUGUCUACAUUAUGUUUUUUGGUCGAUUUCCAAUCUAUUGGAGAUAUUACUUUAGAUCCAUACCGGGGUAAUUACAGGAAAACUUUAUAAGAUUCUUUCCGGAAGGAUAAGGUCAUUACGUAAUCAAUAUCAACUAUAUUGUCUGGGGAAUGUCUGAUGCAGAUGAAUUUUUCGAACGAUGCAACUACUAUAACAUAAUAGACGUAAUGAUGGACAACGAUUUGAGUUCGAAUUCAUAGAGGGUAAAAACAUGAGUCUCAUUUUUAAUUCAGUUAAGAAAAUUAUUCUGCGAUGACGUCAUAAAGGUGUGUUGGGACGUGAUAAUGAGCCCAUCCAUGUGAUAGCGUCAUCGGCCCUGGAAUCACCAAACGCCCGAGGGGCUAAACAUUCAAGAUAGCUUUGUGACAGUUGGGUCGACACCAGUGUCUACAGAUAGAACAAGAUAGCAUUUCUGUGUCGUCCCAAGGCAUAGAAGAGAAAAGGUUGUACGCGAAGAAAUUCUGGCGUUCUGACCUCGGGAAGUUCUGAAAAAUAUUGACGACGGAGUUGUGCGCCCUUCUGUUUCGUCUUGUCGUCUGCUGGCAGAUUUAACUUCUUUUGAAGACAGAAAUACGCACGGGUAAUGAGCUAUAUACGCCUACAAUACUGGAAACCCAGCCGUAUCUAUCCUUUUAUCAAGGUUUGGUUGUGUCAUAUCAAUAUUGAUUGUUCGGCUUUGACUGGCGCACCCCACAUGAGGCGGACAGUUUGAGGAAAAUAGAGUACAAACAAAGUGUUAGGAAAAUGACAGUGUAAGACAUAAGUCGAUAAUUAUCAUGAUAGCAUUCGCGUGCACUGAUAAUAAUUUCUGACACAUUGCUCUUCGAUGAUCUCCGAUAUUUCUUCGGAUACAGUACUACAGCUGAUAUUAUUUCUGGAAGCUAGUGUUCACUUUCAUGGCAUCAUUUGUUACGUAUGGGGCCGUGGAAGGGAGCUGAUGACAGUUCGGUGCUUUAUAAGAUUCACUUAUGGCGUUUACGUUUGACGAUUUGCUCCUUUCCGCCAUUUUGAUUGGAGAUGUCGCGACAGGAAAGUCCUCCAUUGUAACUCGAUGUUCUGGCGAGAACUUUGAUGAUAAGCCCAUCGUCACAACAGGUGUUGACUUUAGCAUAGCCAAGCUGACGUUAGGGGAGGCUACCAAAGUCCGCCUUCAACUGUGGGACACCACUGGCCAAGAGAGGUACCAUGCCAUCACCACACAGUACUACCGGAGGGCCAUGGGCGUGGUCCUGGUCUAUGACGUCACAAGGAAGGAUUCGUUCGAACAUUUGAAGGAGGUGUGGAUUCCCAUGGCGAUAGAGAAUGCUGACCCGGAAGCUGUUUGGAUGUUACUAGGAAACAAAGUUGACCUUGCUGAUUGGCGUGAAGUCAGCAUAGAAACUGGCCAUGAGCUUGCUGUGUGCCUCGGAUGUCCUUAUCUCGAAGUCAGCGCUCGAGAGAAUCAUCUUGUCUUUGACGCGUUUCGUAUUCUUGCCAACCAAAUCCUGAAAUAUACGUACCCUAAGCUGAAUCCAUGCGUUAGCCCCAACGCAAAGACUAUCAAACUGGAAAAGGAACAUGACAAGUCGGGCUGUUGUAGAUGAUAAAACAAUCACCAUCGAUUCUCAACGUUGAUCGUAGAAGAUGUCGAAAAUAAAACAUGAAUGGAUAAACAGUCGGUUCAUCGGUCGUCGUCUUGACGUGGUGGUCGAGCCACCCGUCGUCGGAUGUCAUAUACGAUGUACUUCUAUGCGAGCUAUUCGAACGGCAACAAAAUCACUUUCGACAGUUUUCAGGGUUUCGAUGUCAGUCUUUCUCUGAUGGCAUGAGCGUCCAAGACUAUCAGGAGACUUUGAGAGAACUUAAGCAGGAGGCCAAAUUGUCGGGAUCAACCUAAGCGAGAGCAAUUUAUUUAACAAUAACCGUCAUCUUAGCUCGUGCCAUUUGAGGAUGGUUUUACAGCUACAUUUCGCACCGCAAAGCAGAAUGAAUUCAAGAGUACAGUAAAUUUAUUGAAAAUAAAAGUUAAAUUACAAUUAACAACAGUACAGUACUGAGAUGUCUUUGUCAAAAUUGACGAACCGCAACAGCAUAUCGUCCUAAGUUUCCCAGCUGACGAAAAAUUGCAAAUAUGUCAUUUGUCCAGAGUCCAAGACGAAACUGCUGUUUUGAUUCACAAAUUUUCGGCAAAGACCUCUUGGUUGCUCAUUGUUAUGACGGAUAUUUGACAAUAGAUUUUCUACGUUCUUGAAAGCGUUCUGCGUCGCGGUGUAAAAAUUCUGUAUUGUUGCAGAGCAUGAGAUGCUCUUGAACUUAAUUACGAGCUUUCAAAUACCGUGUUUACACAGUGACUCGGCUCGGGGGUUCGACACGCGAGCCGUGCUCAACAGGGCAAUUUUAUGCUGUGUAAACGCGAUCACUGAGUACCGCGAGCCGUGUCGGACACGGCUUUUUGAUCCGCCAAAAUCGUAGAUUUCAACUCACGAGCCGAGUCAUACUUGCCUAUUUUUUUUCGUGUGUAAACAGAAAGCCGUGUCGAACCCGCAUUACCUAGGUCAAACAUGGCAUAUCCGUAUAGUCUAUUCUACUAUCGAACUCGCCUCUUUUGUUUCAGUAUAAACGCGAUCUCAGUUGCCGUCUUCGCAGUGGUCGACCCUGCUUGGGGAUUCAACACUCAAGCCGAUUUGUGUGUAAACACGAUAUAGAAAUGGCAGAGGGUAGUUGGUAUAGUUGACUUCAGGAAAUGGUGAUCUAUACCCAAACUUUUUAUUCUCGAACACGCUGGCGUGUCGCAUCAUGGAUUGAACGAAUUUCAUAACUGUAUAUUUUACAUAAUGUAUUAAUAGAGAUAUAUUAAAUCUUAAAAGACGAAGUUAAAGUCGUCAUCGUCUCUAUGGAAUUAGAGAGAAUGAGAUACCAAGUAGUAGUGCUUAUCAGUAGCCAAGUGUGUUAAGUCUUGUGCCUUUUUGACAGUUGACGCAUAUCGGACAACUGUCUAUUUUCUAUGACCAUGAUGCUACCCUUGUCCUAAUAAAUAAACUCAACUGAUGAUGCAAUGUUUAAACAAUAUUCUUUUAUAAUUCCCAUGCAAUAAUACUGGGUCUGCUACAAUAAAGUGUUAACUUUGCUUCCUCGUUAUGGUUGUUGUUUUUAAUUAUUUUUAAAAGCCAUAUUACGACUGAAAUUGUUUUUAUUGCCUCCCAAUGUUAUGGCUAAAAUAAUUUUCUUUGACAAAUCGAUCCAUUGUUUCAGCCUUGAUGUGAGAAAUAAUUGAUAUAGAAAACAUUUGAUUUGCAUAUAUUUGAAUACUUUUUUUUUAUAACGCAACGUUCGCGUACAAUACCUAUUUUUGGUUCUUCGUUACUUGUUAUUCCUUUUUUUUUGGCAAUUUCAUGCCAAUUCAUGCCUUUUAUAGACAUUCUCUGAAAUACAAAGAACUUUUAAUGCAUUUUAAAAUAAUUUUUCGUCAUAGUAUGUUUUUAACAUGAAAUGUGAUUCAGGUAACAUACACCAUGUACAUCGAUACAAGUAAAUUUUAAAUUCGUCUAUUGCCAACUCGUCCACUCACCACAUGGCCUACCUUCAUUUGGUCUAAUGCCAUUUCGUCCAUCAAUGUUUCGUCUAACAACCAUUUGGUCCAAUCAUCACUUCGUCUAAUUACCAGUUCGUAUAUGACACUUCGUCUCGUAACCAGUUGGUUUAAUAUUCGUUUUGUUUUCAUUCAUUUUGCCCAAUAAACACUUAGUCUAUUAAGACCGACUGGCUAUUGGACUAACUGGUUAUUAGACAAAAUGGUGAGUGGACGAAAUGGCAAUUAGACCAUGUUGAAAUUGGACGAACUGAUGGUAGACCAAAUGAUAGUAGACGACUUGGCAAUUGGACGAAUCGGCGUUGGACCAAAUAAAAAUAAACCCUGUCACUUGGUCUAAUGCACAGAUGGCCUAAUUUCCACUUUAUCUACUUAGUUGGUUUUUACACUCUGUCAAAUGAAUUUUAUUUUUAUUUGUUUAUCCCAAUUAACACGUAGUCCAAUUAGACCAAUUGGUAUAUGGACUAAAUGUCUAUCUGGCCAACUGGUUAUUAGACGAAAUGAUGAAUGGACAAAAUCGCAAUUAGACCAUGUGGAUAGUGGAUGAACUGAUGGUAGACCAAAUGAUAGUAGACGAGAUGGCAAUUGGACGAAUUGGCAUUAAACCAAUUGAAAAUAAACCUCGCUACAUUCCAGCUUCUAUACUAACUUUUCACACAUUUUUGAGUGUGUAUUAUUGAUUUAUUUUUGACCAAUGAUGGUUCAUCAAUUUAGGCUAAUCAGUAAUUUCAUAUUUUGAUUUUAAAAAAUGAUCUGUUUGUGAAAAGACAAUUUUCGCUCUCUGAUAUGCGUUGUCUUUAUCUUUAACGAAAAUGUUCGGAGUUUAAUAAAUAAUGUACAAUACCUGACAAUUUUUAUCGGCCACUCUAUGUUCUAUUCUCCAUCAUUUAUUUAUUCGCUCCUAAUUAAAACAAGUCCCCGAUUCGUCUUUCGUCGGUGUAGUCCGUGAGACGUCCGUAAAUUUCACUGAGAAAUAUGCUCAUAGCAAAACAAGCUCAAGAACUUCAGUUUAUAACAACUGUCAGUGGAAAAUCAGUGAUAAAUCAGUUCGCGAAACACUCCCCACUGGUUACGACGACGAUGAUGACGACGACGAUGAUGAAGAUGACGAUGAUGGCAAAGAUGAUGACGAUAGUGAUGAUGAUGAUGGCAAAGAUGAUGACGAUGGUGAUUGGAAUAAUAAUGAUGAUUAUGAUGAUGAAGAUGAAGAUGAUGGUGAUGGAAAUAAUGCUGCUGCUGCUGAUGAUGAUGAUGAUGGUGAUGAUGAUGACAAUGAUUAUGAUGCAAUCUUCAUAGUCCCUUGCUCACACGUUUUGCACCUUCCUGUCCAAUAGCAAUCUGGACAACACAACGAAACAAAUGAUCCAGGAAAAAAUGUCAUAUUUCUGGUUAUGUAAGCAGCUUUUAAUACUUCUUGAGGCAAAGUUUUAUUAUUGUAAUUACUAUCUUACUGUGAUUUUACCCACCAGGACCAAGAUGCAAAACAGUAAUUAUAUCUCUGAUUUUGCAAAGCUUUUGGAAUAUGUGUGAAUAAAUGAAUAAACAAAUGAAGUCAGGAUAGAUACGAUAUUUGUAUAGUACGCGUUGGAUAUCUGGAUAUGUAUACAUUUAUAUGCAUUCACACGAUUGUCCAACAUAAGCGUAGUAAGACAUCUUAGCGCGUUGGUUUCUCUCAUCAUAAUGAUGUAUCAAGAUCAAUUUUGUUAUUCUAACGCUUGACCUUUGUUUUGAUAUUUAGAAAUAUUACUUAUUUUCUCAAGUCUGAUUAAAGUUUCGCCACAAAAAAUGGCUCCAUAUACCACCC
Messenger RNA from Lytechinus pictus (painted urchin), 5734 nucleotides. RefSeq names its product ras-related protein Rab-13-like. Gene Ontology annotation, molecular function: GTP binding; GTPase activity. Bases 1331 to 1945 code for a protein of 204 amino acids. Lineage: Eukaryota; Metazoa; Echinodermata; Echinoidea; Temnopleuroida; Toxopneustidae. Gene Ontology annotation, biological process: vesicle-mediated transport. The transcript is spliced from 6 exons. The record is from RefSeq and is a predicted model, not a curated record.